This is a messenger RNA of Eurytemora carolleeae, 819 nucleotides long. RefSeq names its product maleylacetoacetate isomerase. Gene Ontology annotation, cellular component: mitochondrion. The record is from RefSeq and is a predicted model, not a curated record. Lineage: Eukaryota; Metazoa; Arthropoda; Copepoda; Calanoida; Temoridae. Gene Ontology annotation, biological process: glutathione metabolic process; L-phenylalanine catabolic process. The transcript has 9 exons. Gene Ontology annotation, molecular function: maleylacetoacetate isomerase activity; glutathione transferase activity. Bases 33 to 629 code for a protein of 198 amino acids.
AAAUGAGAGUUUCCUGAAUCAGAUUUCAGAAGAUGAGGUCUACCGAUACAAACACAGGGGCAAAACCGGUGCUUUAUUCUUACUGGAGGUCAUCAUGUUCUUGGAGGGUCAGGAUUGCUCUAGAGAUUGCUGGAAUAGAUGUGGAGUAUAAAAUCGUAAAUCUGGUGAAGGAUGGUGGAGAGCAUUUGAAAACUGAGUAUAGUUCCCUGAAUCCAUUGUGCCAGCUUCCUACUCUUGAGAUCAAUGGAAUGAAGUUAACCCAAAGUAUCUUCUUCCCGGUUAAUCCAAAGUAUACUGUUUCAAGGUUACCAAAAAGCAUAUCUAUAUCAAGGUUAAGCCAAAGUAUAUCUGUUUCCAGGUUAACCCAAAAUUACCCAAAGUAUAUCUGUUUCAUUAUGGAAUACAUAAACGAGAUUGCUCCUGAAGCAAAUCUUCUUCCUGCAGAUCCAGAAUCCAGGGCUAAGGUUCGGAUGAUUUGUGAGAUGAUAAACUCAGGGAUUCAACCAAUACAAAACCUCUCCGUGCUUGUUAAACACAGCCAGGACCAGGAAUGCCGAGUAGAAUGGGCUCAUUACUGGAUAGAAAAGGGUUUCAUUGCACUAGAGGUAUUUAUUUAUCUUCAUAUCUAAAUAUCUGUCUAUCUCUAUCCAUUUAUGUCCAAUAUCCAGACUAAGGUUUGUUUACUUUCCUCUCAUAAACUGCAGUACACAUUAUUUAUAUAAUUCUACCUUUACAUUCCUUGUAUCUAUAUUCCUUCUGCCUACCCUACAUACCUACCUGUCUACUUACCUACCUGUAUACUUACCUACCUGUAUACUU